AGUCAGCGUCAGAGCAGGCCUGCAGGUCAAUAAUCUGAUGAUCAUCAGUGUAUUAUUGCUCACCCUAACAGGAGCCGAUGAGACAGGCUGCGUUAUUCACAUCUUAACUUUUCGCCCGGGGCUCAUUUGUCUCUAAACGAACCAUGGAGCAGUUUCGGGGCUUAUUUGCUAAACUGGAUCGAAACCAGGAUGGAUUCAUAUCUGUGGCGGAGCUCCACAACGAAAUGAGGAAGCAUGGGAUCCUCUCAGAUGACAAGGUCCAGAAUAUCAUUGAUUCUUAUGACAAAGACAGAGAUGGCCUGUUGGAUUAUAAAGAGUUCCUCAGCUACAUGAAGGACAGAGAGAGGAAAUGGAAAAUUUACUUCCAUGACCUUGACAAGAACAAGUGCGGAGUGAUUGACCAGGAGGACAUCAUAUGUUUGUUUAAGGAGUUAGGAGUGGUCAUAUCAAAGCCGAAUGCAAAAAAAAUAAUUCAAAUGAUGGAUAAGGACAGUUCGAUGACAGUGGACUGGGGCGAAUUCCUGCACCACGUCAUUCUCAACCCCGUGGACAACAUUGGGGAGCUGGUGUCCUCAUGGAAACACAGUCUGGUUUUCGAUGUGGGCGAGAGCCGUGCAAUGCCCAUCGAGUUCCCCGAGGAGGCGUCUGGUUUUGGUGUGUGGAGGACGUUUGUUCUCGCUGCAGGGCUGGCAGAUGCUGUAUCCCGAAGUGUGACGGCCCCCAUCGACCGCCUCAAGACCCAGCUUCAGGUUCAUGGAUCCAAGGCCUUCUCCCAAGGCUUUCAGGAGUUGAGGGCAGGUGGUCUGCGGUCGAUGUGGCAAGGCAACGCCGUCAAUGUGCUGAAAGGAACGCCGCAGUCAACGCUCCAGUGUCUCAUCUACGCCCAGAUGAAGGUGUACACCCAAAGCAGAACGCAGGAGACCCUGACGGUGCAGCAGCGUUUCGGCUUGGGUUGUGUGUCCGGUGCUGUCGCUCACGCUGCCUUCUACCCUUUAGAGGUGCUCAAGGUGAGGUUGAACCUGCAGCAAGCUGGAACCUACAAUGGUGUCGUAGCUUGCGCACGAUCAAUUUACAGGCAGGAGUCGAUGUCCUCCUUUUACCGAGGAUUCAAGCCGAGCAUCCUCUGCAUGAUCCCCUACGCAGGCGUGGAGUGUGCAGUUCAUCAGUCAAUCAUGAACUGGGCAAAGAGUGAUCCUGCCUACAACAGUGACUCCAAACUGUUUUUCUUCAGUUUCGUGGCCUUUGCUUCUGGACAAAUGACCAGUUACCCCCUUGCAGUGAUCAGGACCCAGCAGCAAGCACAAGCUUUCAGCUCAGAUUCACGUCCAGCUUCAGGUGUAUUACAAGGACUUAUAGGGAUAUAUGAAAGACGUGGAAUUAGAGGUUAUUAUAAUGGAAUGGGAGCCAGCUUUGUCAGGGCUAUUCCGUGUGCUCUGAUAAACUACACUUUAACUAGAAAAUUUGAAAACCUGUUUUCUUCAACAGAGUCUUGAAUGGAGCAGGAGGUUGCUUUCUUUCUGUGGUGAACUGUUACUUUAAAAAACUUUUUUUUCAGGGAUUUGAUCAGGAACACAAAACAAAAGCUGUGAAUUAUGCAACCUUCAAUACAUCUGUAGCUUCAAGGUUUAGCACUGACAAAGAGCACGAGACAUGAGGUUUUUAAAUGCACCUCACUUAAAUGCUGAUGCAUGGGUGACUUUAAAUUGUGACCAAGCAUAAUAAUCCUCUCUGGGCUCUGUAAACGAAGACAUGUGUUGAAAUGUGAG
Molecule: messenger RNA, 1766 nt
Organism: Chelmon rostratus (copperband butterflyfish)
Lineage: Eukaryota; Metazoa; Chordata; Actinopteri; Chaetodontiformes; Chaetodontidae
Gene: slc25a24l
Product: solute carrier family 25 member 24, like
Biological process (GO): transmembrane transport
Molecular function (GO): ATP transmembrane transporter activity; calcium ion binding
Source: RefSeq, a predicted model, not a curated record